Molecule: messenger RNA, 3769 nt
Organism: Salarias fasciatus (jewelled blenny)
Lineage: Eukaryota; Metazoa; Chordata; Actinopteri; Blenniiformes; Blenniidae
Gene: gab2
Product: GRB2-associated binding protein 2
Exons: 10
Coding region: 355-2400 (681 amino acids)
Biological process (GO): signal transduction
Cellular component (GO): cytoplasm
Molecular function (GO): transmembrane receptor protein tyrosine kinase adaptor activity
Source: RefSeq, a predicted model, not a curated record
GUGGGCGUGGUAUGAGUUGGGAAAACAAAUUGCAGACACCCGCUGAGACUUCCUCACCCUGCGUCAGUUCGAGUUUCCCCGCGGCUCCUCUCAGCUGGCCGUGCGUAAUUUCCCCGUCAUUGGAGUUUUGCGCGCAGGGUGCGUCGGGCAGCAGCAGCAGCAGCACCGGGAGCGGCUGCUUCACGUCUCCGGCCGGCGCUACCCUGACUCUGGUCUCAGAUGGGGGGAUCGGACCGCUCCGGAGGGAUCCAGACGCCGACAGCAGCACUGUGAGGAGGCUCCGGGAGCCGUCAUGUACUGAGGCGACAGACGGGCAGUAGGAGCGCAAAAAGAAAGCAGCUGACAGCGGCAAACAUGAGCAGCGGCGGCGGAGAGAUCAUCUUCCAGGGCUGGCUGAGGAAAUCACCGCCGGAGAAGAAACUUAGGAGAUAUGCUUGGAAAAAACGCUGGUUUAUCCUUCGGAGCGGCCGCAUGAGUGGAGACCCCGACGUCCUGGAGUACUACAAGAACGACCACUCCAAGAAGCCCAUCCGGGUCAUCGACCUGCACUGCUGCGAGCAGGUGGACGCCGGCCUGACCUUCAAGAGGAAGGAGUUCCAGGACAGCUUCGUCUUCGACAUCAAGACCUCGGACCGCACCUUUUAUCUGGUCGCCGAGACCGAGGAGGAGAUGAACAAGUGGGUCCGCUCCAUCUGCCAGCUGUGCGGCUUCAACCAGUCGGACGACGGCCACGAUGGCAGGUUGCACCAGAUGCCUCGUUCUGUGGGAGCAGAUGUCACCGGUUCGAUGGCUCCCCUGACCGGCGAGCGCAAGUCGUCCGCCCCCAUCCACUCCAGCCAGCCGGUGCUCUUCACCUUCGACGUGCCUGUGCGCCACUCCCACCACAGCGCCCUGUCCAACAGCGCGCCCCAGGACUACCUCCUCCUCCACCAGUGCAUGAGCAGGAAGACGGAGAGUGCACGGAGUGCCAGCUUCUCCCAGGCCACGAGGAGCAGCAAUGUGUUUGUGGGGAGCGACUCUGCCGUGCAAAAACUCUCCUACGGCUUUUCCCACUGUCUGAACGGCAUGGGCGCCCAGCUGCACGGCUUCUACAGCCUCCCCAAGCCGGGGAAACACCAGCUCCCGGGACACGACGACUCCUCGCAGGAGGCCUGCUACGUCCUCCCCCGGGGUUUCAGCUCGGAGGCCCCGGCCCACAGCGGCCUGGGCGAUGCCGAGCUGGAGAGCGACGAGGUGUACACCUUCAAGACCCCCUGCAAUGCCCUCGCCACCAUGCACAGCAACGAGCGAUCGCCUGACAACUACGACCUCCCCACGCCGCCCGGCUCCUUCUACCAGAUCCCCCGGACUUUCGAUAAGAAUCACAAUGCCUUGACGCCCUCCAGCUCCGAGUCCUCCUGCGCUCCCCCUCCCAGGCCCCCGAAGCCGAGCCAGGGCUCUGAGGGCCAGUGGGGGAGUCCUCAGUCGGUGGGAAGUCAGAACGGAGAGAUGACAUCUGCUGUGUCGGUCAUCCCACGCAGAAACACUCUGCCUGCGGUGGAGAACAUCCGGCUGCACAGAGGAUCGUCCUUUGAAACUAAUAGCCAUCAUCGUCUCAUCCAUUUCAACAACUCAGGCCAGUCUGUGGAGUCGGUCAAUGAUGGAUUCAGCUCCUACCUGAGAACUCAGGCCCCUCUAACUCGCUCAGACAGCGGCAAUUCCGAUGACAACUAUGUGCCGAUGAAUCCUGGCUCCUCGCCGCUCAGCGCCGCCCAGGCUGACAGUCCUAAGAAUAUCUACAUUCCUAUGAGCCCGGGGCCGCAUCACUUCGACUUCCCAGGAUUCUCUGCAACGUUACCUGCCCGCAAGGGGAGCAGCGCGUCCUUGUGUCACCGGCCCGGGCGGCUCAGCGACGUCACGCCGCCGCCCAUCAACCGCAACCUCAAACCCAACAGGAAAUCGAAGCCAACACCUCUGGAUCUCAAGAACAACGGGAUCAUUGAUGAGCUGCCGUUUAAGAGCCCGGUCACCAUGUCCUGGACACGGCCCAUGCCUGCUAUGAACUCCAUGUCCUCCCAGCACUGUCGACCCAUCUCCACACAGAGCAUCACCAGCACCGACUCUGCAGACAGCGAGGAAAAUUACGUGGCUAUGCAGAACCCAGCGUCUACCUCUCCGGCCGUGAGCGGCACCAGCAGCCCAGCCCCGAGGAAGUGCGGCAACGUGGACUACCUCGCGCUAGACUUCCAGCCUGGGUCGCCCAGCCCACACAGAAAACCGUCCACGUCCUCUGUGACGUCUGACGAGAAGGUGGACUACGUGCAAGUGGAUAAGGAGAAGACCCAGGCGCUGCAGAGCACAAUGCAGGAGUGGACUGAUGUGCGGCAGUCGACUGAGCCUGCCAAGGGGGUCAAGUCCUGACACUGACCCAGAGGAGCAUUUCAACUUUAAGUCAAGCAUCCUCAGUAUUGGGUUUCUAUCAUUACCGUGAAUGCUGUCUGGGCUUGUUUAAGACUGAAAUAUCCAGGCAAAAAAAAAAAAAAAAAAAAAAAAAACCAAACGAAAAAAAACAAACAAAAGAAAAGAGGAAGCCAUAACCAAUUGUUUGCCUGUUCUCUGUAACGAUUCUUACUGCGUGCUGCUCGCAUGCAGGAUAUCAGGCCAUGCAGGCGACGUGUCCUGCCUCGCUCUUCUCCAUGCAGACUGUUAGAGAAGUGAAUGGGGCAACUGAAAAUGCGUGUGAAAAUAUCAUCCCGAUCAUCAAUCCACUUCAAACUCCCCUGUCCCCGCCCGUCCGCAGCAGUUAAUUUAGUUUGCCUCUACCUGGUGAUUUUCUCGAUGGCUGACGUUAAAGAAAAAAUUAAAGAAAAUGGGCAGAAGCUAACUGGUCGAUAACUAUAUUAAUACACUGUGAGACUUCGCUGACUGGUCUCGGGAAUGCCAAGAUGCACUCCUCCAAUUUUGGCAUGCGGGCUGACGUCCUCUUUUCACUUCAAUCUAGCGUUUUGUGCUGAGUCUCGCAGAAGCGGUGAGGAGAUUAUUUUCACUGCGGGCAGUCAUUUCAGCUUAGCGGUGCAUGUCUGGCAAAGAGGAGGAGGAGGAGGCAGCAAAAUACAGCCGUACAAAUGCGCCGAGGCCCGUGUCAGAAGCCGCGAUGAUGGCUGCACACGGCGGGCGCCUCCGUUUCCAUUAACUGCGAGCCCCAGCCAUAUUUAAGAGCUGUCAGGACGGGAUGACAGUCCAAUUAUUUCAGCGCAGGUGCAAAGUCAGUCGCACCCAAAUGUAUAUAAUGAAGAAAAUCAGCCAGAGACGGAUGAAGAAACAUCUCGGAUCUUGAUAAGUUUGGCCUCACUGGUCGCUUCAUUUCAGGUGUUCUUAUUCAUUUCAAUACAGAUGUGCACUGACCAGGAAAAUUGAGUAAUAUGAAGUAAAGAUCAAGCCGGGGAGGUGUACUUUUAAAAACGCUCUUAUCUUCUUCUCCCUGCAGACAAUAAAUACAAGCUUUAACAGACACAGAGAAGCAUAUUUCUGUUUUCUGGACUCUCACAUGCCACACACUACAGCGGAUAACUGUUUCCUGGAUGUGAAUUAUUAAUAGAAUGACAUAUUUGCGGUGCAUCUUGUUGACUGUUAGUAAUUUGACGAACUCGGAACAAAAGUGCACUACAGGAAUGCAACUUUUCUCUGAAAGUUUGCCCGUGAUCGUAGUCACUUAAAAAAAAAAAAAAAAAAGUUGAGGAAUGGUUCUCUUUAGUCUUCUAUUUCUUCGAUUUGCCUUAUAUUUUCUGUU